AAAGUAUUUGUGGCAAAAACAAAAACAGCGAAAACGUUUCAAAACAAAAAGGAAAUUGUGAAAAUUUUUUACUCGUUCUUUUUGUCCCCCUACGAAUUUGUGAACAUAUACAGUUUUCUUGUUUUUUUCCUUUACUAUUCAUUUUUACGGCAAGCACAUAAACACACACAUAUAUAUUGUUUAUUUUCUCGAAUACAAAUACAGGCAUGUCUGAGUACCGAUUGAGGGAUCAGAAAUAUUCAGAAGCCGAGUACUACUUCUUCCAGACAAUCGAAAUGGCCAAAUCCGAUGAGGAAUAUGAUGUGGAAUUAUGCACAACACCUCCCUCGCAUACAGAAGUGGAAUACGAGCUGAAUAUGGCCAAUGAUCCAUCAUCUAUAUUCUCAUGGAAAUUGGUUAAACGCAGACGUGCCCGCCGCCGUUAUACUGUUUCCCAUGGUGGCAGCGGCGCAAAUAGUGGCGCUCCACCUGCACCACCCUCUACACCCACUUCGUUAACGCCCACCGGUGGGGGCGGUGUUUCGACGGCCCUGCCAAACAUAUCUGGCGAGGAUGAACGCCUCGACAGUCUUCUAUACAUUCUUGACUAUGCACCCAAGUACAAAAAAAAACUCAAAGAACAGCAGCGCACUGAUGCCGAACUGGCUGAACUUUUCAAUGUUGUUUCAAUAACCGCCUCUAAUGCCCACAGUACUUCUGGCGUCCAAAAGUCAAAAGUGCAACCAGAGCGUGGAGUGAGCGCUAAAUCGCGCGUUAUACGUAAGGAGGCCAGGGAUCAGGCCCCAACCAAAAUUUUCAAGAUACACCGCAAUCUGAAAGAAUUUUUUGGCGAGCCAGAUGAAGAGGAUUCCGUUUCUGCCCCUGAGUAUGAUACCGAGGAAGAGGAUGCACGCUUGCACAGACUGGGGCGCAUUAAGCCGCGACGCCUACUGCAAACAAAGCGUCAACGCCGAUUUGCCCGCUUUGAGCAUCAAGAACGCAUGGAGGCCAUGGUUGAUAUAUUCGAUGAGGCUAUGAGUUUUAAUGAUGCCUGAACAAUGACAACUUGCUAUGAUGACGUCCCAUUUCAGCUCUUAGGUGUGUGUGUGAAAUGAGGACUGAACUGGAGACAAAACACUCCACCACAAUCUUCACUAUUAUUGUAAUUUUUGAUAAUGCUAGCAAACUCGAAGACGCUUGAAGUCGUCCGGGUCUCAAUGUGAUGAAAAAUGAAUUUCUGUUUUAAAUUUUAAUAAUUAUAAUUAAUUUUAUAAAACUUACUACAAU
This is a messenger RNA of Glossina fuscipes, 1266 nucleotides long. RefSeq lists its product as uncharacterized. The coding region runs from base 207 to 1034 and encodes 275 amino acids. The transcript is spliced from 2 exons. NCBI's taxonomy places the organism in Eukaryota, Metazoa, Arthropoda, Insecta, Diptera, Glossinidae. The record is from RefSeq and is a predicted model, not a curated record.